CAAAAUACUGACUUCACAACUCACUCUCUUCAAGGCUGUGUGACCCUCAUUCCUCGUACUCAUUUCCUACUUCAAAUCUGUCUUUAAAAUCACAGUCGAAGAGUCCUUGGAGUUUGUGAAUGACCCUUAUUGCAUACAGGUAAAGGGUAUCUGUUAUUUACAAACAUGUGGCUGUUUGGCAGAAAAGGGCCAUCCGGGUUUUCGUCAUCUUCCACAGCUGAGGAAGUUACACAGGGGAUCGAUGGCACUGGUCUCACUGCCAUUGUUACAGGAGCAUCCAGUGGUAUUGGCACUGAAACCGCACGUGUUCUUGCUCUGCGUGGUGUUCAUGUAAUUAUGGGGGUCAGGAAUGUGGCUGCUGGUAGAGAUGUUAAAGAAGCAAUUGUGAAGGAAAUUCCAACAGCUAAAGUUGAUACAAUGGAAUUAGAUCUCAGUUCAAUGGCAUCUGUGAGGAAAUUUGCAGCAGAUUUCAGCUCCUCAGGUCACCCUCUGAAUCUCCUUAUUAAUAAUGCAGGAAUUAUGGCAACUCCUUUCAUGCUUUCAAAGGACAAUAUAGAACUACAGUUUGCAACCAAUCACAUAGGUCAUUUUCUUUUGACAAAUCUCUUGCUGGACACUAUGAAGAAAGCUGCACGGACAAGCAAAAGAGAGGGAAGAAUUAUAAAUGUCUCAUCAGAAGCUCACCGUUACACUUAUAAGGAAGGAAUUCAAUUUGACAAGAUUAAUGAUCAAUCGGGGUACAGCAAUUUUGCUGCAUAUGGCCAAUCAAAACUUGCAAAUGUUCUGCAUGCUAAUGAACUAGCUAAAAGCCUAAAGGUAGAUGGAGUGGAUAUAACUGCAAAUUCACUUCACCCAGGAGCAAUCGUCACCAAUCUAUUCCGUCAUAUGGGUCCUAUUAGUGGUCUUGUUAAUAUCUUUGGUAAGAUUGCACUAAAAAAUGUUCAGCAGGGAGCUGCCACAACAUGCUAUGUGGCAUUGCAUCCACAAGUAAAGGGUAGAAGUGGUGAAUACUUCAAGGACAGUAAUAUAGGCCAAGCAAGUGCACAUGGAAGGAAUGCUGAGUUGGCCAAGAAACUCUGGGAUUUCAGCAUGAAGAUGGUUAAAUAAGAAAAGUAUAUAGCCAGUGGCAAUCGCAUAUGAACCAAAAUUAUGUAUUAGAAUUGUAGGCCCAAUACAGUCAGUUAGAAAAAGAAGCCACGAUCUUAAGUGCUCCUUUAUUCUAAACUUAUAAUUAAAAGGAUAAUUCUAUUAUAUAGCUCAAGGUUUAUUUUAGGAUAAGAUUUGUUAUUUGAUAUGUCAAGUAUUAAAUUGGAGAAUUUGUCCUCGAA
This is a messenger RNA of Gossypium raimondii (Peruvian cotton), 1328 nucleotides long. Its product is annotated as short-chain dehydrogenase TIC 32, chloroplastic. The transcript is spliced from 8 exons. The coding region runs from base 166 to 1107 and encodes 313 amino acids. The record is from RefSeq and is a predicted model, not a curated record. Lineage: Eukaryota; Viridiplantae; Streptophyta; Magnoliopsida; Malvales; Malvaceae.